AUGUUCUCGCUCAAAGGUCGCACAGCGUUAGUGACAGGAGGUGCUCGAGGUUGCGGUCUCGCGUUCGCUGAAGGUCUCGCUGAAGCAGGAGCCGACGUUGCCAUUUUCGAUGUUAUACCUCCCGUCGAAGCAUUCUUCGAGAUUGAGAAGAAAUUCGGUGUCAAGACCAAGCAUUACCAUGUAGACGUGAGUAGUGAAGCCAGUCUCAAGAGCGGCUUUGCAGACUUCGUCAAAGAUUUUGAUGGCAAGCUCGACAUUUGCGUGCCUUGUGCUGGUAUCAAUCGUAACUUGGGGUUUCUGGAUACCUCGUUUGAAGAGCAUCAAAAGUUGAUUGGUGUCAAUGUUAUGGGUGUGUAUCAUACUGCUCAGUUGGCUGCUAAGCAGAUGAUUGCGAAUAGAACCAAGAAGGGGAGUAUUGUGCUUGUGGCCAGCAUUGCUAGCUAUAUGGCUAUUCGAAGUCAGAUGAGUAGUGCGUACUGUGGGACGAAGGGGGCUGUGAGAGCAAUGUGUCCUGCUAUUGCUGCGGAAUUGGUGAAAUAUGGAAUCAGAGUCAAUUCCAUUUCUCCUGGAUAUGUUCGGACUGAAAUGACAGCACCAUUCCCGCAUCUACUUGAAAGCUGGAAAGAUGAAAUCAUGAAUGGAAGAGUUGCUGAGCCUGAAGAUAUUCGAGGCGGAUGUGUUUUCUUGGCCAGCUUUCGUGAUGAGCCUGUCACCACCAAUGGCAAUGGUGUCCAUCACAACGAUAUGAUGAAUGGGAGUGAUGAGAAUCACGUGCUCGUAAUCGGGGCAGGUCCAGCAGGUUUGAUGUUGGCGUCGAACUUGGUGCGUUUUGGAAUCAAGACGAAAAUUCUUGAUGAUCGGCCUGAUAAGACGUCCACUGGGCGAGCCGAUGGUCUUCAACCAAAGACCAUUGAAACUUUCAAGCAGCUUGGUCUGGCCGAUCCAUUAUUAAGAAGAGGCGCGAGAAUCUAUGACAUUUGCUUCUGGAGUGGAUCAGCGGCGAGUCCGCUUCGUCGGAUAGGACGCGAGAUACAUUAUCCACCAGGAGUGGUUGAUGUCCAAGAUCCGUUCAUUCUGCUUGUUCAUCAAGGAAUGGUUGAAGAAGUGUUCCUUGAUGAUUUAUCAGUCCGAGGUGUGGAGGUGAUGAGAAGCAGCCAGUUUACUCGAUAUUCCACACCUGAAAAGGUCGGAGUUCAAGUUGAGUACGACGACAUUGAAACUGGUCAAACAAAGACUGUCAAAGGUCGUUAUAUGGUUGGAUGCGAUGGUGCUCAUUCAAGAGUGCGGAAAUCAAUGCUUCUUUCUGAGUUUGAGGGUGAAAACACGAAAUCUGCAUGGGGAGUAUUGGAUGGUGUAAUUGAUACCGAUUUCCCAGACUUGUGGAGUAAAGCAGUUAUUCAUUCUGAAACCGAAGGUUCGAUCUUGUGUAUACCUCGAGAGAAGAAUAUGACAAGACUGUACAUUGAGCUCCACCCUGGAACAGCACCCCUGUCGAACGAAGCAGCGACAGAAGAAUUCGUGAUGCAAAGAGCAAAAGAAAUCAUGAAACCAUUCAAGCUGUCAUGGAAGACUGUCGAAUGGUUUGGUAUUUACAAGGUUGGACAGCGUGUCGCUAAGCGAUUUUCCGAUGAUUCUGAAAGGGUUUUCAUUGCUGGAGACGCCGCGCAUUCACAUUCGCCAAAAGCUGCUCAAGGUAUGAAUGUCAGCAUGCACGACGCUUUCAAUCUUUCCUGGAAACUCAACCUCGUGGUCCGAGGUCUCGCUUCGCCCAACCUCCUAUCAACCUACGAGCAAGAGCGACGAAAGAUCGCUCAAGAUCUCAUUGACUUCGACUAUGGCCACGCCAACGCCUUCGCAGCAGGAGAUCCCAAGCUCCUCGCCGAAAACUUCGCCAAGAACAUCCGUUUCAUCUCCGGAGUCGGAGCAGAAUACUCCUACAACCUCCUCAACCUCCCCGACAAGCUUCCCCGAGGUGGCCUCUCACCCGGCUGCCUGCUCGUCCCCGCCAAAGUCUCCCGUUACGUCGACGCCAACCCCAUAAACCUCCAACUCGACAUCCCCAUGCUGGGCCAAUUCCGCCUCUUCUUCUUCACCCACAACGUCAAAACCGCCUCCGCCUUCCUCUCCCACGUCUGCCAAGAAGUAGCCUCCGAACGCACCGUCCUCGGUCGAGCCUCCGCCGCUGCUGCUGCCUCGUACGCAGAUCUCGCUCCCCCAGCUACGGAAAUAGACAUGUUCAUGCAACCCGCGCGCUACACGCCCGUCUCCAAGAUCUUCACCUACGCGAUCGUGACCACGAUGCCGAAAGCGCGGGUCGAGAUCGCGGAUCUGCCGCAGGUGCUGCAGGAUAGUAGGUGGACGUUCUAUCUCGAUAAUCUGAUGCGGAUGCCGAGCUGUACGGAGAAGUGGUUGGGGCCGUUGAUGGAGAGUGAGGUUGCUGUUAUUAAUGUGAGGCCUGAUGGAUCAUUUGUUCAUAUUUCGUGUUCUACCAUAUUCGAGCAUCGCUUCUGA
Messenger RNA from Mollisia scopiformis, 2511 nucleotides. RefSeq lists its product as uncharacterized. Gene Ontology annotation, molecular function: oxidoreductase activity; FAD binding. NCBI's taxonomy places the organism in Eukaryota, Fungi, Ascomycota, Leotiomycetes, Helotiales, Mollisiaceae. The transcript has 12 exons. The coding region runs from base 1 to 2511 and encodes 836 amino acids. The record is from RefSeq and is a predicted model, not a curated record.